AUGAACCCCUACGUGAGCUGGGCCAUCGUCCUGGUCGUCACCGGCGGACUCGGCUUUUACUACUCCAACACAACCAAGCCUAGAGGCAGGACGCCUGUCCGAGCUGCCCCUGAGAAAGUCGAGGCCGCGGCACCAGCCCCGAAGCACAAAAAGCCCAAAGCUCGCAAGUCCCCCGAGCCAUCCUCCAAGCAAGACGAGAAACCCGCAUCGCCUCCUCCUGUGUACACUGCAGACGACGAGGAUGAUGCCAACAACAAAGAAUUCGCCAAGCGACUGGCGGCUGCGAGAACCGGAGUGACAGUGGGCGACACCAAAACCAAGCCUCGCAAGGAGAUACGUUCUAAAGUAGUGGCUGCUGCCCCCGAAAGCGUCGGCAGCGAACUGUCGACCCGUGCCCCGUCUAGUAACGGCGGCGAUGCUGACGACGAUCUGUCCUCGACUGACAACGUGGUCGCAUCGGCAGACGACGUCUCCGAUAUGCUCGAGAAGCCUGCUCCGGGCGCCUCGGUUCUGCGACUGACAGGCUCAGUCGAGUCCAAGGAGAAGAAGCAGAAGCCGCAGGCUUUCAAGCCCGUCGAGACCAAGAAACAGCGCCAGAACCGCCAAAAGAAUGAGGCCCGCAAGCAGGCUAACCAGGAGGCCGAAGCCGAACGCCGCAAGCUGCGGGAGAAGCAGCUCCACACAGCCCGCGAACACGAGCGCCAGGAAGCUGCCCGACAGAAACCCGCUGCUGCUCCCCAGAACGCAUGGAACAAGACCAAUGGCGCUGUCGCGACCCCGGCCCCCGCCACCACCGCCAAUGAGAACCUCCUCGAUACCUUUGAGCCUGUCGCAAAGCCAUCUGGCUCGUCAGGUACCUGGACCAACAACCUGCCGCCAGAGGAAGAGCAGAUGCGGAUCCUCGGGGUCUCCCCAGGCGAGGAGGACUGGACUACGGUUCCGUCCAAAAAGGAAAAGACCAAGAAAAAGGCCAAAGCUGACGAGAGCGCCAACGAGGCCAGCUCAUUCGAGGCGCCAGCGACUAUAUCCGAGAGCAAGCCGACGGAAUGGGUUGCGCCAGUCGCCCCAGCCCCGGUUCCAGUGCCAGUGCCACGGGGCAAGAAUCACCCUCUUGACUCGGAUUGGGCUGCUUGA
Molecule: messenger RNA, 1134 nt
Organism: Talaromyces proteolyticus
Lineage: Eukaryota; Fungi; Ascomycota; Eurotiomycetes; Eurotiales; Trichocomaceae
Exons: 1
Coding region: 1-1134 (377 amino acids)
Source: RefSeq, a predicted model, not a curated record